Molecule: messenger RNA, 1134 nt
Organism: Rodentolepis nana
Lineage: Eukaryota; Metazoa; Platyhelminthes; Cestoda; Cyclophyllidea; Hymenolepididae
Source: the annotation of a GenBank genome assembly
AUGGGAUAUCAAAGAGACCUAGAAACACCUUAUAAUCUGUAUAUUUCUACUUUUUCCAGGACCGUACGUAUGGAAUUGUACACAUUAAACAAGUCUCACGUAUUCUUCUAUUUAAUUUUGUUUUCAACAAUCAUGAUCCCUGCUGUCUUGAUUAGUGCACUUGGACCGCCAGUUCUCUGUCGAAAUACUCAUUACGCUACCGACAAUCUUCCACCUGGACGUAAUCUUCUCAAUGGCUUCUUUAAAAUUUCUUCAGAUCCAGUUUUGCUUUUACAAAAGGAGAUCUGGUUUUCUGCAGUUAUUCAUCGUGAAAAUUCAGAUAGAUUAGUAUCAAUUCCCCUGACUGUAAAUAUUUCGGUCUUAUGUCGAACUUAUCCUGAAAACAUUAAAGACAGCGAUGAGUCUAAACCAGAUGCCGGCGACAUUAUUGCAAUAGAGAAAUAUCAAAAGAAUAUCACUCUGGUUUGCCAGGAAGGAAAGCCCUGCAAUGAGAUCCAACUUCUUCACAUAGGCCAACUCAACUGUGCAGUGUACACUUUCAAAGUACGAUUUCUUGGUCUACUUGCUGUAAAAGAUGACAGCGACACUCCGAAUGUUCGGAAAAGUCGAGCUAUUCACUCGAGUACUCUCAGAUCUUCACGAAAACCUCGACAAAUGAUUACGCCCCCCGUUAGAGCCGAUGAAUUUUGGGAUAAUUACAAUUAUAAUGGUGCUAGUGACAAACGCGUUGAUGUCGACAACAGCUUUGAAGACGCAAGUUCGAAUUUAAUUGGCAGCCAAAUCGCUGACGCUGAAGAUUCAAUGAGAUUUAAGCAAGUCGAGUCAAGCCUGGAUAACUUUGAAAGGAAGCCCAUUAACGAAGACGGCAAUUACUUAAAGAUCUCUGUUGGCGAUGAGAAUGCCGAUGCUAAAUUUGGACCGGUGAUGGAGGAGGAGAAUAAGGAAACGAAUAAUCCUGUGAUUCCUAACUUUGCUAUCCAGGAGAUUGAGUUUAUAACUCAAACUAGAAAUCCCACCUUCAGUUACUAUGAAAUGUUUUCAAGAGCUGUGUCUUUCAUGGCGGCGUUUUAUCUAUUUGUAAGUUAUUGGCAUGGAAUUAUAUUAUAUUAUAUAUAUAUCUUUUUGGUAAGGUGA